This is a messenger RNA of Penicillium nucicola, 249 nucleotides long. RefSeq lists its product as uncharacterized. NCBI's taxonomy places the organism in Eukaryota, Fungi, Ascomycota, Eurotiomycetes, Eurotiales, Aspergillaceae. The transcript is spliced from 2 exons. The record is from RefSeq and is a predicted model, not a curated record. Bases 1 to 249 code for a protein of 82 amino acids.
AUGCCUAUCUCAGAGCCAAAAGCCUCCAAUAUCACCAAUGGCACCACCACAAAUACUGCCGCCGUUAGCAGCGCAAACAUCAGCCAGGUUCCGGGAAACAACCGGAAUAGUGUGGACAGAUUUGCACGGGCACCAGCAUCCGAUGGGCCAUAUUUUGCCAGUGCCCGGAUUGGAGACAGAUCAGCACACCUCAACGGGAUCUCCAACCAACUCAAUGCCAUGGACGCAGUGUUGAACAACGGACGAUGA